Molecule: messenger RNA, 6151 nt
Organism: Branchiostoma belcheri (Belcher's lancelet)
Lineage: Eukaryota; Metazoa; Chordata; Leptocardii; Amphioxiformes; Branchiostomatidae
Product: ski oncogene-like
Exons: 7
Coding region: 1-1701 (566 amino acids)
Biological process (GO): negative regulation of BMP signaling pathway
Cellular component (GO): nucleus
Molecular function (GO): RNA polymerase II cis-regulatory region sequence-specific DNA binding; SMAD binding; DNA-binding transcription factor activity, RNA polymerase II-specific
Source: RefSeq, a predicted model, not a curated record
AUGGCUGCGCUGAACUGGUAUCGUUACAAGGUGGAGAAGGACUCGGUAACCGACGCAGAGAGGCUCUGUAACGAGCUGCUUCACCGCCGCAGCGGCGCCCCUCCCCAGCCCGCGCCGACCAACAAGGCCCGCGACAAGACCAAAUCCUUCAAGGUGUACCACGAGUGCUUCGGCAAGUGUAAGGGCGUGUUCUACCCGGACUUGUACGAGACUCCGUUCUCUCAGUGUAUCGAGUGCACGGACUGUCACAACACUUGCAGUCCGCAGAAGUUCGUCUGCCACAGCCACAAGGCACAGGAAAAUCGCACUUGCCACUGGGGGUUCGACUCGGCAAACUGGCGGUCCUACAUCCUCCUCAGUAAAGACCAGGACACGGAGGAAUUCCAGGAAGCUCUGGAAGACAUGAAGGCCAAGUUCGACUUCAUGAACCGCUUCAAGAGGAAGCAGUCGGGGUCGCCAGACGAGGUAGCGAACAAGAGAGCGCGUAGUGAGGACUCGCUGAAGUACAUGGGUCACGACGCCAUGAUCACAUCCUCAUGGACCGCCCUCCACGGUCACCUGACGCCCAUCCAACGGCUGUCUGCCUUCAGACCCUGGUCACCAUCGUCCAUGGCCGAGGCCAAGGAUCUGUACGGGCGAGUCGCCAUGAGGCUGCCGCCACCUCUGCUGAGCUCGGGACCACCGGUGCUCCUACACCCGGAGAGAGUGGUACCCUACGCAGGCAUGGGCAGAUAUGAGAACUACGUUCCCCCCAACGUGGCCUUGGCGCCGACGAGCGGACAGCUCACCGCCAGCGCGCAGACCGCCGUGAAGGUCGAGGACGGCGCAGAGGUCGCGACCUCGUCAACAACGGGAGGGGAGAAGAAGGAGAUCAAGAGAGAGCUGGAGUCAGAGGGAGGCAGCGCCGAGGAAACAGAGCAAACAGCCUCCCAACCAGAGACAAGUGAAACCAGACCGCUGGAGCAGCCCAUGGCCUCGGAGGUGGACGUAUCAGCCCUCAGCGCCGCUCCCGUCCCGCCGGCCGCCAUGAUCCCCGUGGGAACGAGCUCGGGAAAGGAGUUGGCGAGCGAGCUGGACAGCACUGUGGAGCAGGAGCUGGAGCUGGUGCGGAGUGCGCUGGACGGGGGCUGCGAGGGGAAGGAGGCCAAGGAGAAACUCCUCCACGAGCUGGCCAAGAUACGCAUGAGACAAGAAGAACGUCUCAACAGCGCACUUCAGGCCAAGAAGAGCCUGCAGCAGGAGCUUGACUUCCUCCGAGUGGCGAAGAAAGAGAAGCUCCGAGAGGCCGCCGAGGCGAAACGGAACCUUCGCAAGGAGAUCGAGCGGUUGCGCGUGGAACACGAGAGGAAGCUUCGCGAAACCAACGAGUCGAAGCAGAGGUUGAAGCGGGAGCUGGAGCUGGUGCGCAGCAAGCGGCUGGAGAAGUUCGGCGACGUCAACAAGUCCAAGACGAAACUCCGCGCCCAGAUCGAGGAGUUGAAGGAGAGAAUGGCGGCGUUGGACGCGGAAAACCAACAACUGCGACUGGAACUGGAGGGGAAUAGUAGUAAAGACGUCGCGGCGGUGCAACCGCAGGGACAAAACCAGUUAGAUAGCGUAGUCGAGAACCAAGGCAAGCCAGCGAGCGAGCCGCUCGAAUCCGAGCUAAAGAAUGAGAAGGUAGAGGACAGUGCGGAAGUAGCGCCUCCGCCGGAGGUAUAGGUCUACCCCGACCCUACUACUACUACCGUAGUGUCGUCGACCUCUGAAAAAUUUCGCUCCGAGCUUGUACGGAAGCGAGUAGAUACGGGUGUUUGUGUCCAGUGUCAACGUUACAGAUUGUAGGGUAAGGUCUUUACGCAGCGCGCGGGGUGCGGUGUCGCGCCGCGGUCCCGCCGCUGCUCCGGUGCUAGAAAGACUGUACGAAACUGUCGUUAAUCUGCCUCUGAAGGAAGGAAAAGGAAUACGGGUGUAAUAUACUGUAGUGUAAAGGAGAAGCGAGGAAGUUGUAUUGCAUUGGACCCUGAGGAAAGAGAUGUGUGCAUGAUUUAGUGUGCUUUAAAGCUUCUUACGUAUUGGUGCUAGGCUAAUGUGAUGGUGAUGAUGAUAAGAAAACCGACGCAGCUUUUUUCGAGUGACCGAACUCUCUCCUAGACAAUUUCCACCACACGUGGAAAACUCAAUCACUGUUUUCUAUGAUAAUUAUGAUAAUAAUAAUAGCGUUUUGUAAAUUUUGUCUCUCCAACGACCCACCUCGUUGUUGUUGUUGUUGUCGUUGUCGUGAAGUGCAACACGAUCUGGCCAGCCUAUUAUGGGUUAUCACAUUCCAAGUAAAACACAUGUGAUCUUCCAUUUGUCGAACUCAGGGAAAUGCACCCUGGGAAGUGGUGGACUUGAAAUACCCACACUGCCCUCUACCUGUACGUGCAUGAAUGUGGUAAGCUUACCUUAUAAGGCAGCGGUGCCACAAGGAUGCAUAUGGACCGUUCCAUUCUUAUUUACCGCCUAGUUUCUGAAAAAGGUCGGUAAGAAAAAUGAAUAGUGGAGUCUCGAAAUACUAGCAGCUCUCUGCCGAUAAACUACCUGUAACACUGCCAAACUCACAGCUUGGAAAACUGUUAAUGUAUGUGUUAGGACGCCAAAAGUGCUGUAUAAUAACUUGCUUCUGUCUGUGAGGGGGCAACCUUACCACCCCCGUCCUAAUAAUGGUAUAUUCUACAGCAAGGAAAAAUAAUAGUUAGAUGCGCCUUUCUUUGGUUUUGGGUUACGAGGUAAAGAAAAUCUGGAAGAAUUAUGUAGAAAGAUUUUGAAUUAUUUUGUUGGAAAAAUUUCCUUCAAAUUUCCUUGUAUAAACAGAUGAUAGUUAUUAACUAACAGUAAGAUAUGAUGAUGGAAAUGCCAUACUACAACAGAUAUGUAAACUCUAAUUAAGACAAUUAACAUGAACAUUAAUUAGCUAUGUGUAAAUUAAUAGACAAUAUCAGAGGAUUUAUGAAACUGCUGUAGUGUGUGGUAGGGUUGGAGAAAUUGUAUUUUGUAUGAUGAUGAUGAUGAUGAAUGUAAUAUUAAUGUUGUAGAACUUCAUGAUGAUUUGUGUGGUAUUGUACCCUGUGCGGUGGUUCGUUAGUCCUAAUUCGUUAACGAGCACCCCCCAGUCCUUGUUACCUCCAACGUGUGUAUGAAUGUGUGCGUGUGUGUGCACAUGCAUCGUGUGUAUGUGUGUGUGUAUAUAUGUAUGUGUGUCACGGCAGGGAUCAUGAUCAUGUUCGAAGCCUUUUCGUCCAAAAGUUCAACAGUUCUAAAACACAGUAUUCGUGUAGUUGUCACUGAAAGAAACUAUUAAGAUGUAAACCGGGCGACGCUCUUGUGCGUUCGAUCAAUCAAACAAAAUCAGAACUCAUCUCAGGUUUAAUAUUCUUCAGCCAUGCAGCUUGUAGGCUUAGAAACUCUUCCUAGCUUAAAUUGUAAAAAAAGUGUAGGAAAAAAGGCAGUUCAAUACAGAUUUAGCAUGACCUUCUUCCAGUUAUUGUUAGGAACAAGGCGAGAAAAACUUCAUACAGAUAUCAGAUUUUGAAAGACCAAUAACUGUCAAGUUUCGUUUCUCUUCGUUUAUGGAAAAUUUGUCUUAGAAAGACAGCGUGUAGUCAUAUUUCUGGUGACCUACUUCCAGCUAUUGUUCGGAACAAGGUAAAACUUGACACAGAUAUUCUAUUUUGAAAGACUAAUAAGUGUGUCAAGUUUUGUUUCUCAUUGUUAAUUUUGGAAAAGUAUUCUCAGAUUUUUUAAUGAACACGACCUGUGUUCAGAUUUCGCAUGACCUACUUCCAGCUAUUGUUCAGAACAAAGAAAAACUUAACACAGAUACAUGUAAUAAAUUUUAAGGGCUGAAAACUGUCAAGUUUCGUUUCUCAUCAUACGUAAAAUUUCAGCAUCGUAGAAGAAUCUGAAGUGGGUUGUAUGAAAUCUGUAUUGAACAGUCCUUUUGCAUUCUAGAACUUUGUGUGUGAAAUGUGUGGACAACACACAGCAUUUUAAAACUCCCUUCCUUGGUUUUAUAGUCUAAAUCACUCGAUUUUAUAUUUUUAAACAGAAGGAAAACCAACUUGGAACAGUUUAUUUGAUUUUACAACAGCUAAAAACUUUCUCAUGGAUAUUUUUAUUAUUAGUAACCAAAAAAAAUAUGUAGCAAAACAGUAAACAGAAGUGGAGAAAAUAUGAGAUAUUUGAGCAGAAGACGAAAACAUUGCAGUAUGGCACCAGGCUCAUUAGUUUAACGUUCUCUUGGUUAAAAUAGCCUCUCAACACCAAUUUUGUAUUGGUUACAGGAUUAGGUAGCAGGGAGAAGGUUAACAUAUGAACGUUAUGAACAAUGUUAGUACGCUUAGGCUGAUCCUAAGGCCACACCAAUUUUAUUUCCUUGGUUCGUAGGAAUUUCAAAUUGCAAAAAGGAAAACUUGAAAUUGAUAUAAACCUGGUCCUCAGGCUUUGUUUUCGUUAUGCUAUUUUUUAUAUAAAAUCCGAGAACUCUAACAAGUCAAAUUGGUGUGGUUGAAGGAAUUAAAAGCUUGUCAGGUCUUGAAAAUUCAGUGGUCAAAGUUCAGAGGUCACCACAGGGUACGUUCCCACCCAACCAUCAUGUGUUUGUGUUGCUUUGGCGGGAAAGUUGCAAAACAUUGACUGUGUGGGCACUCACCAAUGUAAAUCUUGUGGAGUGGUGUGGGGGGCAUAUGGCAUGGCACUUUUUAUAACAUCAGUACUGUGUUUCUGAUGGACAGUUUCCUUUUUUAAAGAUUGCGUUCAGAGAAAGUUAUUGAAAGAAAAUCCUUGCUGUAUGCCCUCCUCAUCCCUGUUCAAGUUUAUGUUCUCAAGUGUUGAAUUUGAAAUGUAAUAGAAGUUUAUUCUUUAUUGCCUAAAAGCAGACAUACAAAUGAAUGUAUGGAAACUUCAGUGUUUUGCAACUGACCCCACAUGUGGCUAGCUAUGCUCAGGGGAUAUUAUUGUAAUCGCUUUUGAACUUGGAAUGGAGCCCACAAGAGGCUCACAAUGUAUUUGCACUUGAACUACCUUCUAUGAAGGACACUAUAAUGUCCUUGCUUCUAUGUGACGAUUGUAGAAAUCGAUUCUCUUUUUGCUAUGCUGUCAACCCAGGUACAAGUUGCAAAUUACCAAGUUUGAAUCAACCCAGGCAGAAAUUUGAAAAAAAAAAGAACACAGUGCAAUUUCUAGAAAAUUCUCUUACCCCUUUGUACUAAAUCACAUUUCAAAGCCAGUCAUUUUAAUUUCACCAACCUUUCCUCUUUAAACAUGGUUGCCAUGGGUUACCGUGUGCAAUGCAUUCUGGGGCUAGCCGCUGAUGACCACAUAGGGAAUCCCCUACUUGAAGAGAAUGAUUGACAGGUCAGUCAGACAAGACUUUGUGCCAGGGCUGACAGCAGCAACCUGACUGUGAUAACACGGUGACUGUGUUGAAUAAAUCCAAGAGAAGUUCAAAGGAUAAACGUAUAAUUGUCCACGCUUCCCCUGAAAUGUGUGAGUGAAUGUGUGAGUGAGUGUAUGUGUGCUUUUGCAGAUGCUGCCUCCUCCAAUUUUUGUAUAGCUUUUCUGGCUUAGCUAAAAUGUAAUAAUUUUGUUCAAGGUAUUAGAUGGAAUGAGGAGUGAAGGGUUUUAAUCCUAUACUGUAUAUCAGUCAGACUUGUCACGACUUUCCUCUUUUAAUUUGUUAGAAUUUUUUAGAUCGAACUGCUUGUUUUUUUUUCACUGCAAUCUCACAUGUACUGUCUUUCAUACAUAGAUAAACUUCCUUGUCUUAAACAUAAAUUGUUAAACUUGAUCUUUCAGUUAAGGGCUGUACAAAGCAAUUAUGUUCAAACCCAGUUUAUUUGCAGAAAUGUGUUAUUAUGUACGUACUGCAUACAAGUGAUAUUCAAAGAACGUAUAUAUACAUAGUUAUAUAUGUAUCUAUAUCUAUACCUGGCACUUGUAUUCGAACAUUUACUUGGUCUUCAUUCUGUUAAGUUACAUGGGUGGCAUACUGAUGGUGGUUGUCUUGAGUGUCAAGCCACUGAACAAUCAUAGAAAGGCUUCUAAUAUCAUAUUGCAUAAUUUGACAGCAAGUUACAUACACAUUCUUACGUAUGCAUUUUGUACAUAAAGAGCUGGAAUUAAGCAUGUA